Molecule: messenger RNA, 4219 nt
Organism: Physella acuta
Lineage: Eukaryota; Metazoa; Mollusca; Gastropoda; Physidae
Product: GPI mannosyltransferase 3
Biological process (GO): GPI anchor biosynthetic process
Cellular component (GO): endoplasmic reticulum membrane
Molecular function (GO): alpha-1,2-mannosyltransferase activity
Source: RefSeq, a predicted model, not a curated record
ACGAGCUUACAUUUACAUUUCUUAUUAAAUUAAAUCUUAUUCAAUAAGACUUAUUGUCUCACCCAUAAGAUUAAAACAACAACAACAAAGCUAUAAAAAUGGAAACAAUGUGUUGACAAUUGUGCCACAUAUAAUAUAGAUCUAGAUCUUGAUUUCUGAUUCUAAAUCAUGACCAAAGAUAGUAAAUCACAGUCCACAAUCAGACGGAGAAAAGGAAAACAAGUGGCGCUUGCUUUACAAAAGAUCAAAGAAGAAACUCCUAAGCAGAUAAUUGGCUUUGAUGAACAAAUUGCUGCACUAGAGGCGGAUGAAAAAUGCUACUUGUUUGAUGACAGAGUUUUUGGACCAGUCAUGUUACGACGUUUGAUGUUCAGCUCUCGCUCAUUGUUUCUGGCCCUGUUUUCAAUACGAGUGGCAAAUGCAUUGCUGAUACAAACACAAUAUGUCCCUGAUGAAUAUUGGCAGAGUCUUGAAGUGGCGCAUAAAAUGGUAUUUGGGUAUGGUUACAUGACAUGGGAGUGGAGAGAAGGACUUCGAGGCUACUCUUAUCCUUUACUUUUUGCUUUUUUCUUUAAAAUUUUGAACCUCUUGGGCUUGGACUCACGGACAGUGUUGAUCAAGGUGCCUAGGCUUGUUCAAGGCUUUAUUGCAGCCUAUGGUGACCUUCAGUUGUACAAACUUUCAUCCAAGCUAAGUGGGAGAGCUACAGCACAGUGGACACUUCUGUGCCAUCUCCUUUCCUGGUUCACAAUUUACUGCUGUACAAGAACCUUGAGCAACUCCACUGAGACAACUCUUGUCAUUGCUGCACUAAGUUACUUCCCAUGGCCAGAUCACCCCUCGCAGCCCAAAGAUGUGUACAAGUUUUUGAUUCUAGCAGCCCUUUCAGUUAUAGUUCGUCCCACUGCUGCUGUCAUUUGGAUACUGCUCUGCUCAUGGCACUUACAACGGAUGCAUGGAUCACCUUUGUUUAGCAAUGUUGUCAAAAAUUAUUUUUUUGUCGGAUUUCUGAUGCUGGGUAUCUCUGUGGUGAUUGAUCGCGUUUGGUAUGGUCGUUGGGUUUUCGUCCAGUUGAACUUCCUGUUGUUUAACGUGGUCCAUGGCGGAGCUAGCAUCUACGGUGUUCACCCCUGGCAUUGGUAUUUUUUUCAAGGAUUUCCCGUCAUUUUAGGAACUUUUAUUUUCCCUUUUCUCCUGGGUGCAUGGCGGUCCAAAAACAAAGGAUUGCUGUGGAUCAUUUUGUGGAUACUGGCUACACACAGUUUUCUCCCGCACAAGGAGUUUCGUUUCAUUCUCAUGGCUCUUCCAUUGGCGAUGCAUUACUGCGGCGUUUAUUUCCAAACGUUAUGUUGCCAGCCUCCGCUCAAAAAGUUCAAACCUAAAAAGGAGAGCAGCAGAAAGCAAGCUGAGCCAGACGACAACAAAAGUCAGCAGAGCUGUGAGAGUAUCCAGGAGGAAGAUGUGGGUGAUGAGGUGAAGGCAGCAACCACCACACAAGUAGCAGGAGAACCAGCAGGGUCAAAAAGUCAAAGUUCCAGCAGUGGUGAUCACCUGCAGGCAUCAAGCAGUGGUGAUCACCUGCAGGCAUCAAGCAGUGGUGAUCGCCUGCCUGCAACAGGGAGUCCAACACAAGCUGACAGUGAGGAGGCCAAAAAUAGUUUUCAGAACAGAAGAGCCAAACUCCAAUCUUCAGGUACUUUGGAGGAAGAUGAGGACUCCAAAGUAACAGUUGACCCUGAGGUGUUGAGAGAUGCGCAACACAAGCGCAACCUGGCAAAGGCCAAGGUGUUUGUGGUACUGCUGGGGGUGACCAACCUGCUGCCUGCCAUGUAUUUCUGCCUGAUACACCAGAGGGGAACCAUCAUGGCCACCAAGUACCUGCACGACGCCAGCCUCAAACACCCAGACAUGGACGUGCUUUUCCUGAUGCCCUGUCAUUCCACACCUUACUACAGCUACGUUCACCAGAAUAUUUCAAUGAGGUUCCUAAAAUGUGAACCCAACCUCCUGGGAGUCUCAAACUACACAGAGGAAGCAGAGUUCUUCUACCAAGAUCCCAAGCACUGGUUGCAGAAGGAGUAUGUCAAAAGGAAACGUCCCUGGCCUACACACAUCGUUUACUUCAGCAGUCUGCUCAAUGACAUCAGCGGCCUUCUGACCCAGGCUGGCUACAGGCUGUGUGAGCAGUUCUUUCAUACUCACGUGCCAGAGGGGAGGGUGGGGGGCAGUGUUUUGGUCAGUUGUAGGUAAGCUGGUUCACCCAUCUGUAGGUGGGCUAGUCCAGCAAGGUGUUGUUACUUAAACCUCCAGUUGUCCAUAUAAAUCAACACUGGCACAAAUGUAGCUUGCUGUGUAUCUAGUCAACAUGUUAACUGUUCAUUCAAAGCCUCUGUUGUGACUGCUGAUGAGUUCAUUCAUUUCUCUGUAAGUUUGUUUCAUUACUUUUUUAUGUCAACAAUUGUACAUAAUAUCUAAUAUUUUUAAAACAAUUCCAUAAAAACACUGUUCUGACAAUCACUAAGAUCAAACCUCAGUUUACUAACAUCAUUCCACAGUUAACUUUCAACUCAUAAAGUUCUUGUUUAGUAAAUAUUGACUCUACAUUAAAUUAUUAGAUGUACAAAUAUGUUAAAAUAAGCAUUAAACUACAGUUCAAUUAGCUCUAUGCACUAAGGACUUUAACUAAUUAAAGUUUAUAAUUGAUUUACUAAUUCAAUUUAUUUAUAUCACCAUAGCUGUUCUUCCUUUAUUGCAAUAGACGGAAUAUAAAUAUAUUUAUACCUUUAUAAAGUAAUAUUAUUUUACAAAAGUUUUUUUUAUAGAACUAAUGGUGUGAAACAGUGUUUGUUGAAGUUAUUGCCAAUAGACAUCUCGUGUGGGGCUAAACUAGCAGCGGAACACCAGGCCCACCAGGUGAACACGCAAGUUGUGUUAUUGUUAGAACGUGUUUGUGUUUACUGUAUGCUCACGCUGCUGUUUUUGUGACCCACAGCACUAUAUUCUCUCAGCUCUAGCCAUGUGACAGUGGACCAUAGAGAGGGGUAGAGGGUGGAAAGGUUGCAUAAGUGCACCAUUUAGUGUGGUAUAGAUGGAUUUGAUAGUGUGUCAAACCUCAUAAAAAUUUAUGCCAGUUGACUCCCUCAUUCAUCAAUAAUUUAAUUUAAGCCAAGGUAGAUUCUAACUAUACAUACAUUUUUGUUAUUCUUUUGAGAGGGGAGGGGGAGAAGAGAAAGUUUUUGUAAAGAUUUGUUCAUGUCUAGGCGUGGCCACUGAGUCAAGGGACAAAUUCAUUGGUUAGGCCUAUAAUGACAUGGAUCAAACUGUGCAAUUGUAGUUGAGCUUUCAAUUCAAACCUAGUCCAGCAUGAUCUGAUGAAUUACCCCAUCAUACAAGAUGUUAACUAUUGCAGUAACUUUGUUUUCUCUGACACCUCAGCAAUAAUACAUCAGAAGGUGCUGUUAUUAAUUGAUGUGACACAAGGCAUUGUCAUUUUUAUUUUUAAAGAAAAUGUUUUAUUAUUAGCCCAAUUUUUAAAAUAAGUCUUUUGUUGAUGAAUAUAUUUUCUACACACAUUUAAGUGUAGAGAAUUAUUUUUGGUUUCAUUGCAUUUUUACAAUUUUUGUUUUUUUGAUAACCUUAAAAAAAAUCAUGAUAGCUGAUUUCAAAAUUUAAAAAAUUUAGGCAAGAUUAAAAAAAACAAUGCUAAUUAGGUUAAACAAUGAUUAUUAAUGGCUUUUAAUUACAAGAUUGAUCACAUGAAGUCAUUUGUUUAGCCUGAUGUUAUAAUUUGAGUUUUCUUUUAAGAUGAUUUUAACUACUGGUUUAGAAGAAUUUACUUUGUAAAGUUUGUGUUACCAAAAUAAAACUUGAACACAUUCCAAUUUAUUUUUAAGCUUUUACUUUAGACCUGACAGGUGUAGUCUAGACUAAUUAACUUCAGCAAAUGAAAUAUAUUUGUCACUUUUAUUUAGUUAAAAAUAUUUUUACAGCUAUUUUAAUCUGUUUCAUUAUUUGCAUACUAUUACUAGUAAAGGUGUAAGGAUGGGCGCAUUCUAACAAUUGUUCCCUGAUAACAAUAACCUGUCCAUGCUUUUAUCUUAACACCAAUUUACGUAGACUGAUGUAGAUUGACCACACAUAGUUAGCUUCUGUGCAAAAAUAGUUAGUGCCAUAAAUUGUGUCAUACGCUAUGUUUAAAUAUUCUGUUCUCAUAAUCUAA